AUGACAAACAAUGUACGCAAUGUUACAGGCAAAUCUCGGAAGAUUACUAUCAAGGCUCUGAAGCUCACAGACAAGGGUCGUAAGAUGACACGCAAGGUUCUCAAGAUAACACGCAAGGUUCUCAAGAUAACAUGCAAGCCAGCAUAUAUAACAUUUCUUCUGUUUUCCACGGACGGAGUUAAUGGCUCGACGGACGGAGUUAAAGGCUCCACGGAUGGAGUUAAAGGCUCCACGGACGGAGUUAAUGGCUCGACGGACGGAGUUAAAGGCUCCACGGACGGAGUUAAAGGCUCCACGGACAGAAUUAAAGGCUCCACGGACGGAGUUAAAGGCUCCACGGACGGAGCUAAAGGCUCCACGGACGGAGCUAAAGGCUCCACGGACGGAGCUAAAGGCUCCACGGACGGAGUUAAAGGCUCCACGGACAGAAUUAAAGGCUCCACGGACGGAGCUAAAGGCUCCACGGACGGAGCUAAAGGCUCCACGGACGGAGCUAAAGGCUCCACGGACGGAGCUAAAGGCUCCACGGACGGAGUUAAAGGCUCCACGGACAGAAUUAAAGGCUCCACGGACGGAGCUAAAGGCUCCACGGACGGAGCUAAAGGCUCCACGGACGGAGCUAAAAUCUCCACGGACGGAGCUAAAGGCUCCACGGACGGAGCUAAAGGCUCCACGGACGGAGCUAAAGGCUCCACGGACGGAGCUAAAGGCUCCACGGACGGAGCUAAAGGCUCCACCGACGGAGCUAAAGACUCCAUGGACGGAGCUAAAGGCUCCACGGACGGAGCUAAAGGCUCCACGGACGGAGCUAAAGGCUCCACGGACGGAGCUAAAGGCUCCACGGACGGAGCUAAAGGCUCCACGGACGGAGCUAAAGGCUCCACGGACGGAGCUAAAGGCUCCACGGACGGAGCUAAAGGCUCCACGGACGGAGCUAAAGGCUCCACGGACGGAGCUAAAGGCUCCACGGACGGAGCUAAAGGCUGCACGGACGGAGCUAAAGGCUCCACGGACGGAGCUAAAGGCUCCACGGACGGAGCUAAAGGCUCCACGGACGGAGCUAAAGACUCCACGGACGGAGUUAGAGUUGUGUUAGACUACACAAAGUGGGCUAUUGAGCACUCAACCCCAGACGGCGAUUGA
Messenger RNA from Procambarus clarkii (red swamp crayfish), 1143 nucleotides. RefSeq names its product fibrinogen alpha-1 chain-like. Lineage: Eukaryota; Metazoa; Arthropoda; Malacostraca; Decapoda; Cambaridae. The record is from RefSeq and is a predicted model, not a curated record.